AUGCCAACGGACGACGAGUGUUGGCUUCUCGGUGCUAUAAGGGAUGGCAACGUGGCUGACGUCCAACGUUAUCUCAACAAACGCAACGUCAACUGCACAGACUGCAGUGGUUGGACACCAUUGCACUACGCUGCUUCCAAGGGUCAUGUGGACGUCGUCCGCCUCUUGCUUGACAAAGGCGCCAAGUUUGACGCGUGUACGACGGAUGGCUCGACGCUAUUGCACUGCGCUGCUUCCAAUGGUCAUGUGGACGUCGUUCGCCUCUUGCUUGACAAAGGCGCCGAUGUGGACGCGUCCAAUGCGAAUGGUUCAACACCACUGCACCAUGCCGCUCAAGCCAACAAACCAGAAAUGGUCCAAUUGCUCUUGGAAAAAGGCGCCAAAGUCGACGCCAAAAACAGAGAGGGCAAAACGCCGCUUGAGGUCGCAGAAGCACGCGGUUCUAAUGAUCCCGUCGCUACGGUUUUACGCGACUAUCUUCACAUGCAAAGUCAGCUCUUUGACGCACUGCGCGAGAAUCGCAUUGAUGACGCUAUGCGCAUUCUCCAAAACAACUUUUAUCACGUCAACCUCCGUGACAGCUCUGAGACACCGUUGCUGCACUUGGUCAUGGCAACGCAAGAUCUGUCGCUGCUUCAAACGUUGCUUCAAAAACCUGACCUCAAAAUCGAUGCCAAAGACUCGACGGGUCGCACGGCUCUUGCAGUCGCCAUUACCGAUGACAACGCCGAGGUGGUUCAGGCGCUGCACCAAGCAGGCGCAUCCAUCCAUCUCGUCGAUAUCCCACCUAGCGACCUGAGUCUCCGUGCUUCCACGCCAGUCUUGGUCGCCGCUUUGCACCAAGCAGCCUCCAUCAACGACGGCAGUACGGCGGCUCAACUAUUGCGUCUGGGCAUCAGCUGCUCGUUGGCCAACGAGAAUGGCGAGACGGCGUGGCAUGUGGCGGCGGCAAAGGGGCAUAUGUCCAUCAUCACGAUGCUGCUCCAACAAGAGACCAAGAACGAGAACGGCAUCAACACACUCAACCAUGCGGGAGAGUCACCCCUUUUUGUCGCUGCUGCCGGCGGCCAUGCCGACGCUGUCGAGGCCCUUAUCCUUGGCAACGCAAGCAUGCACUGCGUCUCGAAUACUGACGCGACGUUGCUGCACGCGGCCAUCCUUGGCGGCAACACGAGCGUCCUGGACCAACUCUUCUUGUUUUGCAGCGAUGCCAAAGAUGCUUGCGACGAGAUGGGACAGACACCGCUGCAUGUCGCGGCUGCCAAGAAUCUCGUUAAUGCCGUGAAGUACCUCGUCAAGGCCAAGGCCAACGUCUUUGCAACGACAAUCACGGGCAAGACGCCAUUGAUGCUAGCGACCGACCGCCGCGUCAUCGCCAUAUUGCAACAGGCUCAAAGCAAGGGCAAGCAGAAGAAAAAUCUGCUCUCGGACGCCGAGCUCGACCAACUCGUCGAUCGUAUCUGCGACUCGGAGGCGAUGCUGAGCAAACUUGUCGAGCGAAUUUGCAACCGCCUCGACGUCGGCCUUGAAGCGUCGAAGAACCCGGUGGAUCGACCCGAGGGCACUCAAAGCGCAAACGCGCGUGUCCAAGCUGUGUACGUCAACGACGCCAGCCAAGAGCGAACGCUGGUGACCGACGACAGGGAUUCCAACGCUGCGAACGAGGCGGGCGACUCUCCUCUGCAUCUCGCAGUGCAAGCCAACGACCACAAGACGUUGGCGGCGCUGUUGCGAACGCCCGGCAUCCAAGUUGACGUCCGCAAUGCGGCGGGCGUGACGCCGAUGGUUUUGGCCAUCCAAAUGGGCCACCGACGCCUUGCGACGAUGCUCCAGACAGCUGCGCACCGUGUCAUCCCCAGCGUGCUAGCCACGGACAUCGAGCUGGAUCAAUCUUGUCCAAUCUAUGGUACUGUGUACAAGGGCACAUACAAGGGCCGUGUCGUCGCCAUCAAAACGCCUGUCGACGUGUCCUCCGCCCAAGCAAUCGUCCACGAGAUGGAGACCAUGCAGCAGUGCAACUCGCCGUACGUGCAGCAGCUGCUCGCCGUCUCGGAUGUCACCACAUCGAGUCCCAAGCUCGUGCUCGAGUACAUGGACGCGGGGGAUUUGCGCAGCUACCUUGACGCCAAGCGACUCGGUGAGCCCACCAAGGUCAACGUCUCUCCACUGCAAGUCGCAUGGGUGCUGGCGAAUGCGCUCGCCGAUUUCCAUCACAAUGGCGUCUUCCACCACGACCUUGAGAGCUACAACGUCCUUCUCUCCUCGACCAACUACAUAAAAGUCGCGAACCUCGGUUCUGACCUCGAGUCGGACGCGACAGCGGGCAAGAGCACACCGUACUGGACAGCGCCCGAGGUGCUUGCAUCGACGAGCAACUACACCAGCGCCUCCGACGUCUACUCGUUUGGCGUCAUCUUGACCGAGCUGGACACGCUUCAGCUGCCUUAUCACGAUGCCAAGGGCCUUGGGUACUGGGGUAUCAUCGACGGCGUGCGUCUCGGCAACCUCCGUCCGACAGUAAGCACCAACUGUCCGCCUUGGCUGCGUCAACUCGCCGACGCCUGUCUCUCGUUCGAUCCGACGCAGCGUCCGUCCGCGCAAAUGCUAGUCGAGUCUCUCCAAAAGCUGCUCGGUCGCAGCGAAGAGGAGCUUUUAGCGCUUAUCGUGCCGGCGCCAACGACCAAGCUUGCCGAGCCACGAGCUGUGAGUAGCCCCGAGUCAAUCCUGUCUACCAAGAGCCCAGAGCCCUUUAUCAAGCCGCCAGCAAGCGCAACGUCUACCGACGACAAUAGCGAGGCGGCUGUCGUCGCACCCGCGCCCUGCUAUGCCCCUCCAGCGUCCACUGGCACGGCGUCGAUGCUUGUGAGCACGCAUUUCGUGUGCCAGCUCUGUUUCGCAUCCAACUCGCUUCCCCAGACGCACUGCGAGACUUGUGCCGAAGAGGUCGCUUCCGUCGCGCUCAAGUUCCAGGUCCUUUUGAAGCGCGUGGCGGUUGCCAAGAAGAACGGAUCGAGGAUCUACGAUGGUCUUGUCUGCAUCUGCUGCGGCGCGCCGCAAUCCAUGGAAGCAACGGCCUGUAGCGAAUGCAACGAAGCACUUCCCAACGACCAAGCAAAACUCAACAUCCUUCUGCGACGCAUUGAAAAAACGACCAAGUCGACGACGUAG
Molecule: messenger RNA, 3168 nt
Organism: Saprolegnia parasitica CBS 223.65
Lineage: Eukaryota; Oomycota; Saprolegniomycetes; Saprolegniales; Saprolegniaceae
Product: TKL protein kinase
Exons: 24
Coding region: 1-3168 (1055 amino acids)
Biological process (GO): protein phosphorylation
Molecular function (GO): ATP binding; protein kinase activity; protein binding
Source: RefSeq, a predicted model, not a curated record